Molecule: messenger RNA, 938 nt
Organism: Arachis ipaensis
Lineage: Eukaryota; Viridiplantae; Streptophyta; Magnoliopsida; Fabales; Fabaceae
Source: RefSeq, a predicted model, not a curated record
UCGAGGAGGUGCGUCUCGGUGGCCCAGUGCAUUAUCGGUGGAUGUACCCAAUUGAACGGUAAUUAUCAAACAAAAUUAUCAAUUUUGCCCUUAAUUAGUGCUUAUGACACGUGUUAUAUUCCCAAAGGUACCUAUGUCGUCUCAAGCAGUACGUGCAUAACAGAUCACAACCAGAGGGCUCAAUUGCAGAGGGAUACUUAUUCGAGGAGAUUCUUGUAUUCUGUUCAAGGUACUUAGAUAAUGUCGAGAGUAGGAUUAAUCGACCAUUCUGUGUUGACGAUCGACCGCGUGAAGUCAUGCCUGAUGAGAGUGCAACCAUGUUCCCAGAGGUUGGAAAGGCGGUCGGGGCUGCUUCUUUUUACACCCUCACACCAGUUGAAAAAUUACAAGCUCACCGUUACGUAUUGGUCAAUUGCCUGGCCGUGGAAAAAUAUCUUAAUGAGUUUAGGGUGAUCACAAAGAGAAAGUUACGAAGUAGGACAAGGUCACAGUCUCACAUAGACAGUGUUGUGCACAGAGAAUUUUCCGAUUGGUUCAAGCAUAAGGUUACAUUGGGAAGCAGCAUGCACUCGAACGAAUUGCAGUGGCUUGCAUGUGGGCCCAAUGUUCAAGUUAGCCGCUAUACAUCUUACAACGUAAAUGGAUUUAUGUUCAGAACCCUCUCGAGAGAGGAAGGGUUGAAAACCCAAAAUAGUGGGGUGUAUAUUACUUCUGACACUAGGAGUUACACAAGCAAGCACGAUAGUAAUGUUGCUGUUGGUAGCGUCUCGUAUUACGAAAAACUAGUGGACAUCAUUAAGUUAAAUUAUAGUGGUCAAUUCACAGUCGUCUUGUUUAGAUGUAUCUGGGCAAACACCACAUCUGGCAGAGGUAUAAAACAUGACUCUUUGGGACACACAGUGGUUAACUUCUCUCAUCCAAUUCAUACCGGUGAUUGA